Molecule: messenger RNA, 2886 nt
Organism: Naegleria fowleri
Lineage: Eukaryota; Heterolobosea; Eutetramitea; Acrasida; Naegleriidae
Exons: 4
Coding region: 1-2886 (961 amino acids)
Molecular function (GO): protein binding; guanyl-nucleotide exchange factor activity
Source: RefSeq, a predicted model, not a curated record
AUGUCUUCAAAAGAGAUCUACCAAGUAAUUUAUGACUUUGAAAAGAGUAAUGAAGGAGAGCUCACUGUUCAUGAAGGCGAUCUUGUUCAAAUCAUUGAAAAUUACGAUGAUGGAUGGAGUAUGUGUAAAAUAAUCACAUCAUCGGUGAGCUCGAAAGACGAGACAGGACUCAUUCCAACCAAUUACUGUGAACUGUCCAAUGAUGAUUCGGCGUGGAAUAACGAUGAUGACAUGACUUCUCUCUCAGGCAUGAGUGCCUCAUCUCUUAUUUCAACAUUAUCAGCCAAUGGUGGAAAGGAAUGGAUGAUUGAAGAUAAAUCAUUGAUCAGUGCCGACAAACAUGUGAGUGUAUCGAAUGGUAUCAAGAUUGUGAGAACUGUGUCAUCCAAUAACAACAGUAAGAAGAAUUUGUAUUCUCCAACAGGUGCAGUGAAAUAUUCCAAACCCGAAGCCAUGAAUCUCUUGAGCAAAUUCUUAUCAAGUUCCUCGAAACGAAAAAAACUCAAAGAUUGGAUGGGACUCAAAGAACACAAAAAUUCACGAAAGAGAAUUGAAUUAGUGAAAGAAUUGUUAGCAACUGAGGAAAGUUAUGUGUCAUCCCUUCGUUUAUUUGUCAACACAUACGCAAAACCAGCAAAAGCAAACACACAAUUACUUUCUGAAAAGAAAUCCAAAAUUAUCUUUUCAAAUAUUGAACAAAUUUUGGGUAUUAAUGAAACAGUCUUGUCAUCCAUUCAAGCAUCCAUGCUGAAAUGGCCUUCCAAGAAUGAUAUGGGAGAAACAUUUAAUCGUAUGGCUCCGUUUUUUAAGGCCUAUGUCACUUAUAUCAACAAUUAUGAUGCUGCUUUUGAAUUAUUGGAACGAUGUGAAAAGAAAAAGAACAAAUUUUAUCAAUACAUGACCGAACAAACGAAUAAGAAUCCAACAGAACAUGGUUUGAGGUCUCUCUUGAUUAUGCCUGUUCAACGAAUUCCAAGAUACAAAAUGUUAUUGGAACAAAUACUUGCCACAAUUCCUCCAGACAAUGUAGAAUACAAACACUACGAAGCAGCCCUUAAAACAAUCAGUGAUGUUGCUGUGUUUUGCAAUGAAAGAAAGAGACAAGAGGACGAUAGCAAUAUAGUUUUCACAGAUUUGAAAAACAAACUCAACAAACACUACAGGGCAUUGGUCAAACCAACAAGAAAAUUCAUUAAGGAUUAUGUCUUAAAAAUUAAAACCAAAGAAAAAGCAGACAAGGACGAAUACAGAGGAUACAUCUUUACCGAUGUAUUGAUAUUGUCACAAGAAAGUGGAGGUCUUUUCAGUCAACUUUCCAAGAAAUCCUUCAGUUUUGUCUACUUCUCAUUCACCAAAUUAUUGGGAAGAAAUAAUUGUGAAAUUCAAAUGAGAUACAUUACCUCAGGAAAAGAAACAGACUUUUCACUCAUUGCACUCAAUGAAGAGGAUGCUAAAUCUCUCUACGAUCUAUUCGAUGAAAGAAUCAAAAGUAUUGAAGAAAGUCAAAGCUUCAAGAAUUUAAAACUCGAUCGUGACAGCUACUCGGUUGGUAAAGAACGAGUCGUAUUGGCCGAUAAGAGAGACGAUACCAAACAAAAAUUAGAAACCAGUUGCAAACAAUUCAGCACUGCAGAGAAACGUUUGAAAAAGCUCGAUCAAAGCAUUCAGAAUCAUGAAAUGGAGUUGCGACGACUUGUCGAUCAAAUCGCUCGAGAACGAGAAGAAAAAGCAAAUACCAUCAAAGAAAUGGAAACCAUUCAAAUGGCGUGUGCUGACAUUCAGGUCCAACUCAAGAAACACUUGGAAGAAAUUAAGAGCAGAGAUGACAUUCUCUUUGAUAAGAUGGUUCACAAUGUCGAUGAAGAUUUUGUUCUCAUCUUUGGUGAAGAGACUCUCACAGAUCCAGUGGAUGAAUUCAAGAAGUGUCCAUCCAAUAACUUGGCCUAUAUGAAUACGAGUAGUUCCUACAAACAUGUGGAUAUACAAGCCAUCAUGAAGGAAGUUUCCAAAGUGGUGGAUGUUGGCAGUAGUGGUGGUAGUUCUAUAGCGGCGAGAUCCUCCAUCGAUGAUGCCAUUGAUUCAUUAUCACCUCUCAAAUCACCACCACCACCUCCUCCUUCUUCUUCUUCCUUCUCAUCAUUUGCCUCUUCAUCCAUGUCUUUGAGAUCUGCUUCUUCUUCUUCUUCAUUGGAAGACAAUUCUCCAACCACCACUCCCUUCUCCUCGAGACCCAAACACAUUCUUCCUCCUCCAGGUUCUGAACUCAGAAAAUCCAUCACGACAGGAAGUGAGUUGGGAACCAGUGCUUUGAAAUUGUUCAACCAUCCGACAACACCUCCACGCCCUCCAUCCAAGCCUCAUAUUCAACCUCCCUCAAAAGUACAAACAUCUUCUUCUUCAUUGUCUUCAUCAUCGAAUGGUAAUGGUGGUGGUGGUGGUGGUAGCUCUUCUUCUUCAUCGAACAACAAGAGUAAUGGCACUGUUCCUCCACCUCCAAGCAGCAGCUUUAAAACUGUGUUACCUCCUCCACCAAAGACAUCGAAUACAACCACAACUACUUCCAAGUUUGGUGGUACCAGUGUUGCUGUUUCCUCUUCUUCCACCACUUCUUCAACAGCUUUAAAGAUUGCAGGUUUUCAAAAAGCAACAAACAACAACUCACUCUCUGGUAUGAAUUCAACCUCAUCAUCGAUGUUGAAUCAAUUAAUAGCCUCACCAAGGGAUAAACCACUACCAAAACCACAAGGAGCAAAACCAUCUUCAUCUCCAAUCUCAGCAAUGACGACUAAUUCCACAACAUUCAUUCCACCACCCCCUUCCACACCUCCACCUGGAAUAUCGACCCUCAACAAGCGAUCUCCAUUACCACCUCCAAGGAAAAAUUAA